CCCCAUUCUUGUCGCUUAACAAACACAGCACAUGCCACACGUACCACCACGCUUUUAAAGCGUAUGUGUUGCGCAAAAUUAAAAGAGAAUCCAAUUUAUUUUUCUUCCAGAUAACGGCGUAAAUCUAGUUGUACUUAACGGUGCUCGGCUCCAGUGCGUGCUCGCGCGCGUGCUCUCUCUCUGCUUCUGACGUCAGAGAGAUUGUCUGAGAGCUUCGAGCCCUGCGCGCUCAAUCUUCAUACUGACCCUCCAUUGUGAGCACGCCAACGAUGCCAGCGCUCGCAGCAGCCGCCGCCGCCCAGUAGAGACCCCCAGUCCGAGGACCGAGCACCGUGACCCCGCUAAAGGGACAGAGAGAGCGCGCAAGAGACGGAGACAGUCUUGUGUUCCAGCCCAACGUUGGCUUUUGCGGGAUUUAAUGCUCUAGCUAGUCGCCGACAGGGAGAGAGAGUGUGUGUGUGAGAGAGAGAGGGACAGGGACAGCCUUAGAGAGGGAUAAGGAAGAAAUACCCGGGAAAAGGAUUGCUCGCUAUUUCUCACCCUGACCGUUUUGGAGAUAAAGAAGAGCCGACGUCCAUCUAGCCAUGGGAUGUACACUGAGCGCAGAGGAAAGAGCGGCUCUAGACAGGAGCAAAGCCAUCGAGAAAAACCUCAAAGAAGAUGGAAUGACUGCUGCUAAAGAUGUGAAAUUGCUUCUGCUAGGGGCUGGGGAAUCUGGCAAAAGUACCAUCGUGAAACAAAUGAAGAUUAUCCAUGAGGAUGGUUUCUCUGGUGAUGACGUGAAGCAGUACAAGCCAGUGGUCUACAGCAACACCAUCCAGUCUCUGGCUGCUAUCGUGCGUGCCAUGGACACACUGGGGCUGGAGUAUGGAGACAAGGAACGUAAAGCUGACGCUAAGAUGGUUUGCGAUGUUGUGAGCCGUAUGGAGGAUACCGAGCCCUACUCCCCAGAGCUGCUGUCCGCCAUGAUGCGUCUGUGGUCUGACUCUGGCAUCCAGGAGUGCUUCAGCCGUGCCCGCGAGUACCAGCUCAACGACUCCGCCCAAUAUUACUUAGACAGUUUAGAUCGUAUCGGUGCUCCAGAUUACCAGCCCACAGAGCAAGACAUUCUGCGAACUCGAGUGAAGACCACCGGGAUUGUAGAAACCCACUUCACCUUCAAGAACCUUCACUUCAGGCUGUUUGAUGUGGGAGGUCAGCGGUCGGAGAGGAAGAAAUGGAUCCACUGCUUUGAGGACGUGACCGCCAUUAUCUUCUGCGUGGCUUUGAGUGGAUACGACCAGGUGCUCCACGAAGACGAGACCACGAAUCGCAUGUAUGAAUCUUUGAAGCUGUUUGACAGUAUCUGCAACAACAAAUGGUUCACAAAAACCUCCAUCAUUCUCUUUCUCAACAAGAAGGACAUAUUUGAGGAGAAAAUUAAAAAAUCUCCCCUUAGUAUCUGCUUUCCAGAGUACACAGGUUCAGACAUGUUUAAAGAAGCGGUGGACUACAUUCAGUCCCAUUUUGAGAGUAAGAACAAGUCAAAUGACAAGGAGAUCUACUCGCACACCACCUGCGCUACAGACACCAACAACAUUCAGUUUGUCUUUGACGCUAUUACCGAUGUCAUCAUCGCCAACAACUUGCGCUUCUGUGGACUGUACUAAUUCGCAAGAUAUGUGACUACUGUCCAUGUACAGUUCUCAGAGGUGUUCUUUCUUUUAUUUAUAAGGCCGUGGAUGCUAAAUUUAAAACAAAGGUCUGGGCCUUGCUAUUGAUUUUGGUACGUUGUUACAAACGUAGGAAUGGGCUUGAAAUGACCUUCCUCAGCGAUAUGUUUGAGUGAUGUCAAAAGAUUUUGGUGCCAAACGGUCUCCACUACCUACUUUUUUCCUAACUGAUAUUGUAAUGUCAGAUCUGUCUUUAUAUCUUUAUUACACAGUAUUUAGAUGAAUAAAUAAAACCAAAUUUCAUGAGUUAUAUGGCAAUAUAUUGCAUUCCAAUAACUGUAUAUGGCCCCAUUAAUGUUCUGUGCACAUAUGAUUACAAACUAAUGCAUUGUGAGAUAUGAAUACCAAGAAUUUUCACAAGCUGGCUCAUAUUACAUGUGUUCUGAGUUGACAGCAAUCCUAGAGUGUUGAUGAAACACUAGGCUUGACAUUUACUUGGCAUUUGGAAGCGAGUGUAAAUGUCCAUUGCCCUGAGCCAAACCACAAAAAUGUUUGCCUCUUAGCAUCCUAAAAAACAACAGGACUCUUUAAAAUGGGUUUUGGACAUUUGAACCCAUACACACAGGAUACACCAAUAAUACACAAUCAUUUUCAAGUCAUUUUGGUUAAUUUUUGCAUCGUGUUAAAAAAAGUUGUUUUGCUAAUACUAAGAAGUGUAACAUUAUUACGGUAUAUGUACUGUACAUACUGUAUGGUAUGAUUGUAUUGUAUGGUCUGAAUCCCCUACCUGUGUUUUUUAAGCAGUAAUUUUAACUUUUGUGGUCUUAGAGAGACAUAAUAUUUCAACAAUUGAGUUAAAAUACACAUCACCAGCCCGCCGAACAUUUGUUUUAGCUUCUGUCUGUAUUUAUAUAGCUUGCUCCUAGUGACAAUAUAGCCGGUCAUAAGCACUUUGUUUUUCAUAUUUGUUAAAGGCAGUUACAACAAAAGCUGCUUAUUUUUUCAUUGCUUUAUAUAGUGGCCAGUGAAGAAUCGGUAGGAACAUUCUGUAAUAGACAGGAAGUUGAAUAAACGCUCAGACACUCGCAUUGUGCAUCUUACAGUACGUCCUUUGCUUUGACAGCUAGGCCUUUAUAUGUCUGUACUAUAAAGUAAAUAAUUCACAGUGCUACAUGUGCUGUGAAUGUUUGCCACAGGUUUGGAUGGGUGUAUAGCGUUUUUUAGUCUUAGUCGCUCUUUGUGAACAUUUUAGUAAACUGUCACCUUGUCAUCUUAGCUUCAGUCAGUUGCUACUGUAGCUACAUUAAAUCUGUGAUAAUUGUGAUUUAAUUUAAUGUUUUGCUUCAUACUGCCAAAGGACAUAACAGAAAAACCAAGAUGGUGACAUUCAUUUUAUGAGUAUGAUGUAAUGGUGUCCUGUUAAAACAUAGUGACUUGUGCCAGUUGAGUUGUUAUUUGUAUUGUCGAGGCCAGUUCAAUACCGAGUGCCAGUAAACUGAUUCAUUGGGUGGCUUAUGUACUCUGAGUAUUGUAAAUAGUUUUACAGGAGAGAGCAAGCGUGUGCUAUACGUUGCAAAGGACAUCAGGGGCAGCAAUAGUGUUUUAUGUACUGUAAAGUUUGGCUUUAAUCCCAAAUUGAUUGUUCAUAUUGAGAUUGUAGUUUUAAAGAACAAUUAGACGUGGCUGUGCAUGGGUAAUUGAGUCCGUCUGUUUCUGAGGGACAAAGGCCUGUUUGUUUGCUGGGUUGUUGCUGUACUGCAAAAAUCUCUUGGCACUCACAUCAGAUUGACUGACUGAUUUCUAAAGUAGUAUGAGCAUUACUAUUUGCUAUUGUAGUAUGAUUUACUUCAAAUAUACUUGAAUUUAUCUGUGUUUAAUUCAGUGUACAUCCUCAUAUAAAUAUGCAGCAUGCACACCCUACAAAAAAGCUUUGAAAAUGUUUGUUUUCCAGAUAUCUAAACAUCCGGAGUCAACAGAGAAUGCAUUGAUUUAAUUUGAUUUUCCCCUACAGAUGAAUACUAUUGUAAUUUAUUUUAAAUAGCGAUGUUUGUUCUUAAAAUAGUAGAAUUCUUGGCCAUGCGUAUUUUUGCUUCCUAAGUACAUUUUUCUCUUUUUUAUGAUAUUAUAACAUGCGAAUAAAAACAAGCACUAAUUCAAAAUAUAUUUUUUAUUGCAAUGCAGCAUCACUCAGAUAAAAGAAUUCAUUUUUAUUGCUGAGGUGUAAUCCCCUUGCCUUGGGGUUUCGUUUGUUUGUUUUUGUCAAACUGCUGUAAUUGUUGUUUCUGUGUAUCUCUCUUCAGUGAUUAUUUAUUGAACAAUGGAUGUCUAUUUAUGUGACAAAAUAAAGCGCUUAUGAAAUUCGG
Molecule: messenger RNA, 4015 nt
Organism: Triplophysa rosa
Lineage: Eukaryota; Metazoa; Chordata; Actinopteri; Cypriniformes; Nemacheilidae
Gene: gnao1a
Product: guanine nucleotide binding protein (G protein), alpha activating activity polypeptide O, a
Exons: 8
Coding region: 585-1649 (354 amino acids)
Biological process (GO): G protein-coupled dopamine receptor signaling pathway; adenylate cyclase-modulating G protein-coupled receptor signaling pathway
Cellular component (GO): heterotrimeric G-protein complex
Molecular function (GO): mu-type opioid receptor binding; G protein-coupled serotonin receptor binding; G-protein beta/gamma-subunit complex binding
Source: RefSeq, a predicted model, not a curated record